AUAUUAGUUAUUAAUGUUACUUAUGCGUGUUCGUUGUUUUGUUAAUAAUAUUUAAUCAAAUAAUUAAUAAUUAUAUUUGUGCUUUAGGAAAUAAAAAUAAAAACAAUAACAAUGAACACGAAUUUUUGAAUUUCUUACUUAAUUUUUAGUUUUUGGAGAUAUAGUGUUGUUCUACGUUAAUUUUAACAAACUCCAACAAUGUAUAAUACGAAUAACUGUGUACCAAAUCAAAACCAUGGCCGUCAGCAGCCUACUCGUCGAGCACGGUAUAAAUUCAAAAAAAAUAAACAAAAUGGUUCUAUAUUUUGGGUAGUUAUACUUGGUAUAGUAUUAUACUUAUAUACAACUGAAAUGAAAGCAUCUUCGAAAAAAGGAAAAACUGUUACAACAAUGAUAGAUACAAAAUGGAGUUUAACACCACUCGUUUUAGAAAUGGCAGAGUACAUGGCUGAAGAUAGUCAACAUUCUUUGUGGUCAUUUGUUGAUAAUAUAUCAGAUCUUCAUCCAGUUUUAAAAGAACUUGAAAAUGAUGAAAUUAAAUAUCAGUCUGCUUUGUCUAAUGCUGAAUUACUAUUAUCAAAAUCAAAGUUAAGACUACUUAAAUUUUCUUUGUCAAUGCAUAUUUAUUCACCUCGUAUUGAAAUGUAUGCACAAAUGGCUGCAGAUCGAGGUAUAGAAUGUUCUACCGCUGUAGAUAUUAAUGGUCAACUUGUAUGCUCAUUAGAACAAUUAAAAACAAUUGUAAACCAAAUAGAAGCUGAGGGUUCGACAUCAAAUUCUGAAAUAUAUCACAUUGAUCAUCAUUAUCCUUCCUCUGGAAACAAGAACAAUGUGGCAAUUUUGUAUGGUGAAUUAGGUACUUCAGAAUUUUCUCUCUUUCAUAAAGUUUUAAAGGUAUAUGCCCAAAACGGUGUUAUUGAUUAUAUUUUUCGCCAUUUUGUUAAGGACAAAAGUGAACAAAAAGUGCGGUUAUCUGGUUAUGGUGUAGAACUACAUAUGAAAUCAACUGAGUACAAAGCUGAAGAUGAUAGUGUUGUUAAAGAUAAAAAUGGUAUAAAUAUUAACGAAUUGGAAGAAGAUACUUCUGAAAUUGAAGGUUUUGAUAUCAAGCGUCUUAUUGAGCUGUAUCCAGAUAAGAAACAAGAUUUAUUGAAAUUUAGGACACAUUUGUCAGAAAUGAGUGGCGAAUUAGCACCUCUUAAAGCUUGGCAAUUUCAAGAAUUAAGUUUGCAAGCGGCACAAAGAAUAAUGAGUGGACCAUCCCAAGAUGCUAUUCAGACUUUUAUUCAUAUUGCUCAAAAUUUUCCAACUCAAGCUAGAUCAUUAGCAAAUGUUAAAGUUAGCAAAGAAUUGAGAGAUGAGAUUACCAAAAAUCAAGAUAGUUUCUCAAUGGGUUUAAAUUUGCAACCCAGUGACACUGUGAUGUUAUUGAAUGGCAUGUACUUUGAUGUUGAUGUAACAGACAUGUCAACUAUUUUGGAAUCUAUUACUCAAGAAUUACGAAUAAUGGAAGGACUAUAUUCUAUAGGUAUAAAAGACAAAAAUGCAGUAUCUUCCAUGUUAGCUCUUGACGUAGGUAGUGUUAAAGGAAAAUCAUAUGCAGUAGAUAUUAGAGAUUCUGCUAUUCAGUGGGUCAACGACUUGGAAUCUGAUGCUGCAUAUAAAAGAUGGCCAUCCUCAUUGGAUGAUCUUCUCAGGCCUACAUUUCCAGGCAUGUUGCGAAGUAUUCGACGUAACUUGUAUAAUCUUGUAAUAGUUUGUGACCCGGCUUCAAAAAGUUCUUGGCCACUUUUAAAACUAUCCGAUUCAUUUUUGGGACAUCUCAGCCCUCUGAGAAUAGGCAUUGUAUUCAGUGUUUCUUCGAAACCUGCAAUUGGUUUAACAAGCGCUAGUGUAGCUUUAUUAAAUGCUUACAACUAUAUUGUUGAACAAACCUCAAAACCAUCAGUUGCAUUUAGUUUCAUAACAAAUGUUUACUCGUCAAUUAGUGAGGACAGAGAUGUUAUUGUGUCAGAUGUUUUAACCGAAUUUAAAAAAGUAUAUCCCAAAGCUGUUGUUGAUGAUGUUUUUGGAGAAGGAACUGAUUAUGAUACAGCUCGUAUGCUCUCAAAAGAAUAUAUUGCAAGGAUAGGAUUUAGAAAAUUGCCUCAAGUAUUAUUAAAUGGUGUUCCACUUCAGGAGAAAUCUCUAGUUGAAGAAGACUUUGAAGAAGCAGUUUUGGUUGAGUUAGUGGCUCAAACUCAGAUUUUACAGAAAGCCGUUUAUAAAAGAGAAUUAACUGAUGCAGAUAGUGUCACUGAUUGGUUAAUGUCUCAACCUAAUGUGAUGCCCAGGUUGAACUCCCGUGUUCUAAACCCAGAUUCUAGUAAAACUUUGCAAUUAGCGGGCACUCAUGGUUUAAUAUCUAAUUUGAUUUCCUAUAUAAGUUUUACUAAAAACUCUGUUACUAAUUCAAUUACCCACUGGAUUGUUGGAGACUUUUCUAGCAUUUCUACUUUUAAAUUGAUCACAACAGUCUAUGAACACUUAAAAUCUGGUUCGGAAUCUCGUAUUGGUAUUAUUCCCAAUCCAUCAAGUGAUGAUGAACAUAUUAUAAAAAUUAAUAAAAUUAUUUUUGAGUCAUUUAAGAAUAAGGAUAAAUUGCACAUUUUAAUUAAACACUUGACAAAUGCCAUUGUAUCCAAUAAAGACCAUGUAGAGGUUCUUAACUCAUUACCAGAUGAAUUGCAAUUUGAUAUAUCAAAUUCAGAUUUAGCUAUUUAUAAUAGUUAUGCUGUUAAUGCAUUAAAGUUUGAAAGAGGACAGAGUGGUGUUAUUACGAAUGGACGUAUUCUUGGACCUUUUGAUAACGAUGAAGAAUUUCUCACUGACGAUUUUUCUUUACUAGAACAACACACUCUUAAGAGCAGCAUUAACAGAAUUUUGGAUAUACUUAAAGAAUCUGAUGUUGCUGAUGUGACAAGUGAUAUGUUAAUGAAAGCUAGUGCUUUAAUUAGCAGUCGCCCACAAACGAAAAAUAGACAUAAAAUACCUGAAGUGUCAUCUAAACAUAGUGUGAUUAAAAUGCCUGCUAAAAACGAAAAUGAACCUGUGUUUGAAAUUAAUGUUAUUGUUGAUCCUGUAUCUAGAGGGGCACAAAAGAUUGGUUCUAUUAUUUCUGUUUUGUCUGAAGUACUCAAUACGAAUAUAAAUAUAUAUUUAAAUUGUGUUGAUAAAAAUAGUGAUAUGCCUUUAAAAAGCUUUUACCGUUUUGUGCUCGAGCCUGAUGUUGUUUUUGACAAAUCAGGCCACUUGGCUCCUAACCCAAUAGCAAAAUUCACUAACAUGCCCACUAGUCCUUUAUUAACUCAAAUUCUUCAUGUUCCUGAUAAUUGGUUAGUAGAAUCUGUUGCAUCGCCUUAUGAUCUUGAUAACAUCCGCCUUGAAGAUGUCGAAAUGGGAGUUUAUAGCCGUUAUGAAUUAGAAUAUCUUCUUCUUGAGGGCCAUUGUUAUGAUGCGGUUAAUAUGAAUCCUCCCCGAGGACUUCAAAUGACUUUAGGUACUAAGACCAAUCCUGUUAUGGUUGAUACAAUAGUGAUGGCCAAUUUGGGAUAUUUUCAAAUGAAAGCAAAUCCUGGAGCUUGGACAUUAAGACUCCGUCAAGGAUUGUCGGCCGAUAUUUAUGACAUUGUUUCUCAUGAAGGGUCUGAACAGACACCCAACAGUACAGAUAUUAAAGUGUUGAUAAGUUCAUUCCGUUCUCAUAUAUUAAAAGUAAAAGUUGCAAAAAAAGCUGGCAAACAGAGUUUGAGUGUAUUGGAUGAUGACAAUGAUGAAAACAAAGGUCUAUGGAAUUCUAUAACCAGUUCUUUUAGUUCAGGUUCUGCUGAUAAAUCAGCUGAUGAAAUAAUUAACAUAUUCUCCGUUGCAUCAGGCCAUCUAUACGAACGUUUUCUUAGGAUAAUGAUGUUGAGUGUAUUAAAGCACACUAAAUCACCAGUUAAAUUUUGGUUCCUAAAAAACUAUUUGUCCCCCACUUUCAAAGACUUCCUUCCCGUGAUGGCAAGUGAAUACAAAUUCCAAUACGAGUUGGUUGAGUACAAGUGGCCCCGCUGGCUACACCAACAAACUGAAAAACAAAGAACUAUUUGGGGUUAUAAAAUAUUAUUUUUGGAUGUUCUUUUCCCACUGGAUGUGAAAAAAAUUAUAUUUGUCGAUGCUGACCAAGUGGUUAGAGCAGAUAUGAAAGAACUAGUCAAUUUAGAUUUAGGAGGUGCUCCAUAUGCGUAUACACCAUUUUGUGAGAGUCGAAAAGAAAUGGACGGAUUUAGAUUUUGGAAACAAGGGUACUGGAAAACACAUCUACAAGGCCGUCGUUACCACAUAAGUGCUUUGUACGUUGUAGAUUUGAAACGCUUCAGAAAAGUUGCUGCAGGAGAUCGACUGAGAGGCCAAUAUCAAGCUCUUAGUCAAGAUCCAAAUAGUUUAUCAAAUUUGGAUCAGGAUUUGCCAAACAAUAUGAUUCAUCAAGUAUCUAUUAAGAGUUUACCACAAGAAUGGUUGUGGUGUGAAACGUGGUGUGAUGAGGCAUCAAAAAAAUCAGCUAAAACCAUUGAUCUUUGUAAUAACCCAUUGACCAAAGAAGCCAAACUGACAGCAGCCAUGAGAAUUGUUAGCGAGUGGAAAGAUUAUGAUAAUGAAAUCAAGAGAUUACAAAUAAAACAAAGUGAACAUGAAGAUGAGAUUAUUAAAGAAGAAGUUCAGUCAAUUGAACUCGAAAAGCAUACAGAGCUGUAAUACAUAUUGUAAUAAUAAAAUUUGAAAAUUGUGAAGUGCAAACGAUCUCUUUGUCAGUUGCGUAUGGUAACAUACCUAAAUUAUUUCCAACAUCAUUUAUAUUAUACUUUAUUUUUGUCACCAGUGUUUUUUUACCACAUAGUUUUUGUUAAAAGUAUAUGGUAUAAUAUAAAUAAAUGCUAAAAUAAGUGAA
Adelges cooleyi (spruce gall adelgid) is the source of this 4969-nucleotide messenger RNA. RefSeq names its product UDP-glucose:glycoprotein glucosyltransferase (gene Uggt). Bases 199 to 4776 code for a protein of 1525 amino acids. Gene Ontology annotation, molecular function: UDP-glucose:glycoprotein glucosyltransferase activity. Lineage: Eukaryota; Metazoa; Arthropoda; Insecta; Hemiptera; Adelgidae. Gene Ontology annotation, cellular component: endoplasmic reticulum. The record is from RefSeq and is a predicted model, not a curated record. The transcript is spliced from 22 exons.